AUGAUUUAUUUUUCGUUUUCUUCCGCCGCUGUUCGGUGACGAAUUAUUUUGGUUAUUUUUCUUUUUAACACUUGUGGGCACACAAGCAAUGUGUCUCGUUACUCAAUUUUGAAUAUCCGUUGGCCGUUACACUGUACAUAUGUAUAAUGGAACGCCAACGCCGAAGACAAAUCUUAGUAGAAUGCUAAUUAUCACUUUUAUUUUUUGUGUGUGUUCGUUUAAAUAAACGGUAAAUUCUAUAUCGUUCCAGGUGUAAAUGAGCAUUAUAUACGUAUAUAUAGCUGUUGUUAUUAAUUUGUUAUUUUAUUUAUCAACAAUUUAAACGCCCGAACACCACAAGAUAUGGAUUACAAUAAUAUUGAUGAAGACGAUAUUGAAAAUUUAAGGCUAGCUGCUCUUAUGACGUUAAAAAAAAAAUCAUAUUUACCAUUAAAUAAAGAAAGUAGAAUACAGAAGUCUGAAAAAUGUUUUCCUCGUAUGUUUGCACAUAGUAAUUCUCAUAAUACUUUUACUAAAAAUAAAAGUGAUUGGAAUCCUACAUCAAAUAAAUUGUUCAGUAAACAAUCGUUAAGAAAUGUAAGUUUUCAAAAAUCAGCUUAUCCCAAUAAUAGUAAUUUGAUUUCUAUUAUACCAUCUGAUAUUAAAUGUGAUUUUUAUACUGAUUUAACUAAUUCUACCCUUGCACAUACUUCUGAGGACAAAAUAUCAUUGAAUAUUCCAAAUUUGAAUAAUAAAGUAUCCACUAAAUUCAGUAGAUUAGAACUGGAAUCUGAUUCUGAAGAAAAUGAAGAUAGCGAAUCAGAAAUUAAUGAAGGAGAAGAAUCAAACGAUUGUGAUAUUUUAUCUUUAGGAGAAAAAGAUAAAGAUUUAGAUGAUCUCGACAAAUUAAUGGAUAUUAUGGAGGCUGAAAUUGCUAAUGGUGAAUCAUCUAUAAAAAAAAGUUCAAAUUUAAAAAUGAAUAAUAAUUAUGUUGUAAAAAAUGCUACUGAAUUGAAUGUUGACAAAAAUAAACCUAUUCCUUUAAAUCAACUUAAGACCAUUGAAGAUUCUAAAUUAAAGUUAAAUCCACUUAACGAAGAACUUACAUCUGUAAUUGAUUUUAAAGCAAAUACAAACUCUUCACCUCAAUGUACUUCAUUAAAAUCUUCAAUUUUGUGUAAUAAAAAGAGAUCAGCCUCUCUUAAUAUUAAAUAUUUAAAAAAAUGUUCUACUUCAGUUGAUCAUUCAAAGCUUCAAAACAAAUCUUUAUCUUCAAGGAAAUCAUCGCCAAUAAAAGAAAAUAAUAUUUUGCCAUUACAAAAUUCUUCUUUAAAAUCUCAGAAUCCUUCAUUAUCUUUAAACAAAACAUGCAGUUCUCUAUCACAAGUCACAUUACCUAACAGAAGACAAUUAUCUCCAUUUGGUAGAAAAAGUAAAUUUCCACUCAAAAGAAAAUCAAGAUCACCAAGUAUUGCUAAUAAAAAAUCAUAUAACCCAAUAAAAAAAGUGAUUAAAUCAAGAUUAAUAUCUCCUGCUAUUCCAAGUGUUAAUGAUAACUUACAGAACACAAUUAAAGCUAAAUCUAUUGAAAAACAAGUGAAAAUGAGACAAUCUGAUUCUGUUUUAAAAGCGGUAAAUGAUAAAAAACUAUGUACACAACAUACUGAUUUUGUCGAUCUGAGAACAGAAAUAGAACGACGAAAAGCUCUUCGACUAAAUAUGAAUAAAUUGGAUAUAAAGAAAAAUACAAAAUCAUUUUAUCCUACUCGAUUAUUACAGUCUGCAAUUAAAGAUGUAGUUGAUUCGAGUGUCAAUGAAGUGAAAAAAGAUAAAUGUUCUUACAAACCAGAAAUUAGAGUACAAACUGAAGGUAAUUCAAGAAAGCGAAAGGUCAUUUUACUUUCAGAAAAUCAAUGUAAUUAUAAUGAUGAAUUAGAAUCGUUUACAAAUGCCAAGAGACUUAAAGACAAUUUCAAGGAAGUUCCAUUACAUUUGAGAGUAACAGGCGUUCCUGAUUAUAACAUAAAACAAAAAGGAUUAAAAAAGAUCAUUAGGCAAAACAUUAAUGUUACAGAUAUUGAUCAGGUAUUUGAUGUCCUAAUCAUAUGCAAAGUUCUUUUUACUUUUGUCAAUUUGAUAUAUUUUUAUCAUUUAAUUCCUAUUUUAAAUGAUCUAUAUAUUUAAAAAUGUAUUGUAUUUAAGGGUUUUAACUAUAGUCUAUAACUAAUUCAAAUUAAGCUACAGAAUAACAUAAUCAAUUCUAAAAGUUAUUUCAAGUACUAUUACUAAGACAUUUUUAAUUUAUAGUUAAAAAAAUAAAUAGUGCUUAUAUAUUCAGUAUUAUUUUACCUUCUGU
Messenger RNA from Melanaphis sacchari, 2335 nucleotides. RefSeq lists its product as uncharacterized. The record is from RefSeq and is a predicted model, not a curated record. NCBI's taxonomy places the organism in Eukaryota, Metazoa, Arthropoda, Insecta, Hemiptera, Aphididae. The coding region runs from base 343 to 2163 and encodes 606 amino acids. The transcript is spliced from 9 exons.